This is a messenger RNA of Entelurus aequoreus (snake pipefish), 1605 nucleotides long. Its product is annotated as zinc finger protein OZF-like. Gene Ontology annotation, molecular function: DNA-binding transcription factor activity; RNA polymerase II cis-regulatory region sequence-specific DNA binding. The record is from RefSeq and is a predicted model, not a curated record. Gene Ontology annotation, biological process: regulation of transcription by RNA polymerase II. Bases 321 to 1535 code for a protein of 404 amino acids. The transcript has 3 exons. NCBI's taxonomy places the organism in Eukaryota, Metazoa, Chordata, Actinopteri, Syngnathiformes, Syngnathidae.
GUGUAAUGAAUGACACCGACAAAACAAAACAAGGAAAAGCAAGAUGGCGUUUAGCCAUGAAUGGCUAAACGCUAUUGAAGACGUUAUUGUGGUUAUUACAGUUAUGUGUUCCUAAUUUGUGCCUACAUGGACAUUUAGAGCAAACUCUGUUGUCACUUGCUUGUAUCUGUAUACAUUAGUCUGAGCAAACUUUGCCGCUUUCUGCUAGCUUAGCUUGUGAGUUAGCUUAGCCUGUUAGCCGCUAACAAAGAGACGCGGAAGUUAUCAACACAUCACUAAACAGAGAUUACGUGAAUGUGAAGUGUUGUGAUUGUGUGAACAUGUGCGAAAGAACGAUAGCAGAGUACGCGAAGGACAUAUCAACAAUAAAAAAGGAGAACGAGCAACAACAUCAACUAUUGGACACUGUUUUCAUGAAACAUCAAGUUGUGUUACACAGAACAGAUGUCCAGCAGCCCCUCCACAUUAAAGAGGAAGAGGAGGAACUCUGGAUCACUCAGGAGGAAGAGCGUCUUCUAGGGCAGAAGGAGGCUGAUCUCACCAAGUUUCCACUGACUGUUGUAUCUGUGAAGACUGAAGACCAUGAAGAGAAACCACCUGAGUCCUCACAGCUGCAUCACAGACCAAACCUCCAGCAGUUGAUUAGCCGUCAAGAUGACCGCCUCACUCAACUGCAGGUGGGGAGCUUCACCUUGAAGCAGGAGGAUCCACAGCCCUCACAUGUUGAAGAUCUCACUAACUUGCACCUGACUGGUGUCUCUGUGAAGACCGAAGCAGACGACCUCUUAGCGCCGCUAUCAGAUAGUGACGACGCAACAUCACACUCUUCUGAGGAUGAAGACAGGGACAACAUCCAAGAACCUUGGAGCUGCGAUACAAAGUAUGAAAGCGACAAGGUCAACAAACACUCGGAAUGCUCUGAAAAGGAAACGCGUAAAGAAUACCUGACCUGCUCAGUCUGUGAUAAGAGAUUUACUCAAAAGGGCACUUUGAAUCGUCACAUGAGGAUACACACAGGAGAAAAACUCCUUAUUUGCUCAGUCUGUGGUAAAAAAUUCUCGCAGAUUGAUUUGACUCGUCAUAUGAGAACGCACACAGGAGAAAAACCCUUUAGUUGCUCAAUUUGCGGUGACGGAUUUGCUGUAAAGUCACAUAUGACAUCACACAUGAGAACGCACACAGGAGAAAAACCGCAUUCGUGUUCAUUUUGCGCGAAAACCUUCAGUCGGCGUGACACUUUGAUAGUACACAUGCGGACACACAAUGGUGAAAAACCUUUUAAGUGUUCAGUUUGUGGUAAACAAUUCUCUCAGAGGUCAAACAUUGCGUCACACAUGAGAACGCACACGGGUGAAAAACCUUUUAGUUGUUCCGUUUGCGCUGAACAGUUCUCCCAAAAGUCAAACAUGGUAUCACACAUGAGAACGCACACGCAAGAAAGACCCUUCGGUUGUUCACUUUGUUCGCACGCAUUUUCUCGGUGCGACAAUUUGACACAACACAUGCUGACACACAAAAGAAGAAGAACCCUUUAGUUGCUCAGUUUGUGGUAAAAUCCUUUCUUAUACAAAAAAGUUGCGUAAAAUGGAUAAAUGUUUUCCUCUA